GGCCAUUCUGGCUUUCUCAUCAGCCAUCCAAGUUUCUUCAUCUCAGACGAGUUUGGACUCGUCUCAAGCCAGUUUCAAACUGUUUCAAUUUCAAAGUCACAAGAGACUUCUUCACAUUUGACACAGAGUUUUCGCUCAAGCUCGAGAGAGAGUCCUUCAGCAGAAACAUGGCGGUGUCUCAGAUUGUCGUCAAGAUACUCCUGGUGUGCAGCAUUUUCUGCAUGCCCGCAUUGGUAUUGGGCAAGAAGGAGGAAAAAAUGUUGACACUUUAUGUGCACGAGAGUCGUGUACCACCGAAUCCAACUCUGAUCACAGUAGUGACUGCGACUGGAAACCUUAGUCAGAUUGGGUUUGGUUCAAUUCAGGUCUUCAGCAAUGUCUUGAAAGACGGACCCUCCAACGAUUCUACAGUGAUCGGUGUGGAGCCCGGUUUCGUCACGAUCGGCAAACAGAACAUCUUCGUGAGCUACACCUUCACCAUCAGCGGUCCAGAAGGCAAUGGAACUCUUGCUGUACAGGGUCAAUUCGCCUUGAACGUGUGGCCUAGGGAAAUGGCAGUCGUGGGAGGAACUGGAAUUUUCCGAUACGCGAACGGGUAUGAUAUCAGCGAAAUCGUUGACGACACCAACCCAGCAAAUUAUGUUACUAUCCACAAGAUCUAUCUGAAGUUCUUGUAGAUCUCACGUUGGAAGAGCACGCGAAGUGUAUGAGUGCCACAAUGAAGUUUCUGGAGGAAUUGAUCUAUACAAAUACGGGAAUAUUAGGUGCAUUGAGAUUUGAAAGGUCGAAUUUCCAGUACUAUCAGCCCUCGAGAUUUUGACUGACUUACGAUGCACGCGUGUAUUUGUUGCUCUAUUACAGAGCAGAUUACGACUGGGAAUUGUAGUUUCACAACAGCACUGUAGUUGAACUGAUUUCAAAUGUAAAGCAUCUAAGAAUAAUUUGUUACAAUAUGAAUCGCUUCUUGUAUACCGGUACUUUUUGUUCUCUUCUCUCUGGAAUCUGAAAUUUAGUAACUGUCAGCUAGCACGUGAGUCAGAUUGUUACAAUUCUCCAGGCGAUUUGCGCUCUUCGUUCAAUGAGGAAAUUUUUUUCAGACUUAUCAGUCAGUACUAUCAGUCAGAGUCACAUGUUCAAGCUGUUUCCUAGAGACACCUCGGUCUAUAUAUCUCGAAUGGUAGUGUUAUGUACAUAGAAACCUGAGUUUACAAUGUUUCCAAUGUUCUCCAGAUGAAUACAUAAGAUAUAUAUCCAUAUGUAUCUAAGAGCCGGUAAACGUUUUGAAAUCUCGUUUGCGACCAAAAUCGGAC
Molecule: messenger RNA, 1310 nt
Organism: Marchantia polymorpha subsp. ruderalis
Lineage: Eukaryota; Viridiplantae; Streptophyta; Marchantiopsida; Marchantiales; Marchantiaceae
Source: the annotation of a GenBank genome assembly